Messenger RNA from Aureobasidium vineae, 2619 nucleotides. The record is from the annotation of a GenBank genome assembly. Lineage: Eukaryota; Fungi; Ascomycota; Dothideomycetes; Dothideales; Saccotheciaceae.
AUGACUAGCCUGGCCCAGCACACUCCGCUCGAGUCGCUCCUGCUCUUGCACGCCUUGCGCAGCGAUGGCCUGACUGCCGUCCACUUCGGCCAAAUCUCAGAACAGCUGAAGAGCAUACCACUCAUUCGCAACGACCCUUCGUACGACAGCACUCGUCUGCAUGAAGAUGCCUUGAAGCACUUAUGUCUGCGACUGCUCAAGGAUGAGGCCCGCAAUAGCUCGGACCAGCACGAGGACAGGAAGAAGAGACUGUCCAGCCCGACCAUUCCCACCGUCGAAGAAGCCGCCAAACACUCGCACUUGAUCCCUCGUCUUGUCCAUCGCCUGUACACACGCUACAGAGAAGGCGUUGUCGCCGAAAUCAGAAACGAGGAGGAAAAGCAUGAUACCUUGACGCGUGAAAUUGAAGAGAUAGAGGACGGAAAGUGGGACCAUCGUCUACGAGGCGAGCAGGCUGCUGCCACUGCAGUGCCCACGCGACCUUCAUCCACCGAUGUGACACCUGCGCCACCAGCAGCAGACGUGACUGCACAAACCAACGGAAAUGUCAGCGCGCCAUCCCCUGCGGUGAAGGAGGCAGCAAGAUUGAACCGCGCCAAAAUCGACGCCGUCAUCAACCAUGAACCCGUCACUGCUCGUCCCACAGCCUCGCCCACCCCUCCGUUACUCGCAUCGUCGUCGCAACCGCAGUAUGCACCCCCUGCAGUGCCCCACAGACUCUCGACCACCUCUCUGCCUCCCCUCUCAGAGAUGGCCCCGGACUCUCCUCUACCACAGCACAUGCAGCAGUCUCAACCUUCUCCCCAGCUACCAAACCUGCAGGCAGCUCCAGCCUACCGUCUGUCUCCUGUCAUACAGCAGAACGGCUUCCCUCCUCAGUUUGCUCGACCCAAUGUGAACCCAAGUCCUCGUCAGAGUCCUGCUCCAUCCUCGCCUCGUCCGGUCCUGCCACUCCCUCCUGGUAUGAGCAUGCCGCCUCGUCCACACUCUCCCGCUGUGCCAACUCGGGGUGGUCCAGCUCAGUAUCCAUCACCCACCCAGCGUCUGCCUCCGGUACCGCUUCAGCCAGCCACCAGAGCACCUCACACGAACACUCCUCCGGCCUACCACCAAGCCUACCCGCCAUACCCUCAGCAGCCGGCUUACCCAAAUCAACAGCAGUCGCCGUACCCACCUCGUCCGCCUCAUCAAGGAGGCUAUCAGUUACCGCCCUUCCAGGUUGCUGCUCAGGAUCCGAACAGGAUGCACCAACAUCAACUGGCUCAGCAGCAGGUCGCGAGUUCACAUGGUCGGCAACCGCCCACUCCUGCCCGUCAGCAAAUUUCCGCNCCCUAUUCUCCUCAUACGCCAUAUGCAUAUCCUGCACCACCAGAUCCUCGACGUCCUGAUGUCAAUGCUCUGGACAUUUUGAGCAGUUUGAGAAAGACUCCACGUGCAACUCUAUCUCGCUCGAUGACUCCCCGUUCCAAUUCUCGUGCUGCUACUUGGAAGCGUGAGAGACCAUCAUUGUUGUCUCGACCGUUGCUCGAUGGCGUGGAGAGCCCUGUCCCAGAACGUGUGAGCCCACCUCCGCUAGCGCGAGAAGCUUCGCCUGUUCGUACUACCAAGGAGAUUCCCAUCAAGCCUAAGCCUGUUGAAGAGCAGCCCUCUCAGACCGAAGAGGUAGAAGCAGAGCCAACUCCCAAGCCUGUCAAUUGCACUCGCAAGUCUACCAGGCGCAAUCGCGCUAUCAGCAAUGCUUCUUCCGCCAUUGCCAGCUCUGUGCGUGCCAGGACAAGGAGUCGAUCUGUUCUCUCACAAGCCGAAGGUCAGACUGCUAAUGUAGAGCCCUCGGUCAUGUCACGGAUCGUUAAGGACGAACCAAUGACACCUGCCGACCUGCUCCAAGAAGAAAUCCUCCAAGCCGAAACCUCAGAUCCACCCUCUCAACUCAGAUCAAGACGCAGCCGUGCUUCAACCAACAAACGCAAGCGGGCCCGUUCAGCAACUCCACUCCCUUCCUCCGAAGCACCUGCUGCAGAGUCUUCAGAACCCGAAGCCACAGGACCUGCCUAUGGACCUCCUCUCAAGACCAAAGUCCAGGCCCAUCGCAACUUUGCCCGCAUCUCCAACGUGAUUAUUAACGACAUCACUCAACAUAAACAUGCGGGCCCCUUUCAGAAGCCUGUGCGGGAAAAGGACGCCGAGGGCUACACCACCAUCAUCAAACGCCCUCAAGACCUCAAAUCCAUCAAAGCAGCCAUAACCUUUGGGUCUCGCGCCAUCAACACCGCCACUGCUUCUCUCGACUCUCCAGCCGCUACACCCUCGUCCUCGUCUGCGUCUCUGGUCUUGCUAGACAAAACACCCGAUCUUAUCCCUCCCAAAGCGAUUGUCAAUUCUAGCCAGCUGGAAAAAGAGGUCAUGAGGAUGUUUGCCAAUGCCGUUAUGUUUAACCCUGGCAUGGAAGGUAUGGUACAGGAUGCGAGAGAGAUGGCUGACGAUAUCGAAGCCAAAGUCAGGGAUUGGCGGCAAGUCGANGGUGCGGCGGCGAAUGUUCGCGCAGCAGUCGACAAGGAAGACGAGGAUGAAGGUGUGAAUGCGACUACUGGAGGAGAUAAGAAGAGAAGGAAGGUGUGA